Molecule: messenger RNA, 207 nt
Organism: Penicillium coprophilum
Lineage: Eukaryota; Fungi; Ascomycota; Eurotiomycetes; Eurotiales; Aspergillaceae
Exons: 1
Coding region: 1-207 (68 amino acids)
Source: RefSeq, a predicted model, not a curated record
AUGAAGGCAUUCAGGCUUCUGCUCUUCACAUUCCUGUCCCUUUUCAGCCUUGGACAAGUAUCCAAGCUCGCUGCCCCUAGCGAGAUGCUCGCCAUAUACAACGCAUAUGUUUUGGAUUUUGUCAGGAAUGGAGCACAACGUACCCUAGGACCACAGCUAAGCAAUGAGGCCUUGGUUGACUUUGGGACCUUUACGGCGCACGUCUAG